Styela clava is the source of this 2213-nucleotide messenger RNA. The record is from RefSeq and is a predicted model, not a curated record. NCBI's taxonomy places the organism in Eukaryota, Metazoa, Chordata, Ascidiacea, Stolidobranchia, Styelidae.
UAUGUAUCAAAGAGUUCAUGAACCUUUAUUUUAACGUAGAUUCUAAUUAUUUUUUUUCCUUAAUUCAUUUUUUUCAUAAAAGAAUCUACGUAUGCCAUGUGACGUUUCCAUGGACAAACCUGCUAUUUUUAUAAUAAAUUAUAUUUUGAAUCCUAAUCAAACAGCUAAUGAAAAUUUAAUUGUAUUCUAAUCUGGGGAAAAAUUGAGAGGGCGAUAUUGGAAAGGAGUUAGCGCAGACAGUAAGUUAGUAGAGUGGAGCGAACAGAAUAGGUUAAAUGAGGCGCACGAGAUCAAAAUAACAUUGAGUGAAAAACACGAUUGCUCCAAAUAAUUUAAGUUUAGAUUUAUACAUAUAAUAUAAACUGGAAUCUUUUGAACCCCAGUUCGAAUGAGAACAAAUAUGACGCAAUGUAAAUACGCAUUUCCUGAUAGAAGACGCGCAAAUGCCAUUUAAGUUUGCUUUUACUUGUAUGUACAGUUACUUGUAUGUACGUUGUGUAUUUACAGUAUUCACUAGCCACCAAGAGUUCUCGUUAGUUUUGAAUGAAGAUGGGGAUCGGAAUUAUAUACUUUGUUUUCGUUUUGAUGUGCAUAAUACCAAGUGAAAUAACAGAGGGUAUAUGUAUUCACAAGUGGAGAAAUGGACGAUUGGUUUCUGAAGGUGAUUGUAAAGAACCCGACGCAGAAGAAAACCAAAUAAAAACAACAUCUUGUGGAGAGGCUCAGUCAAAAGACGCAAAAAUAUGGAAUGGAACAGGCGGAGUUUUUGACAUUUAUCCAGAGUUCAAUAAAAUAGAAGUUUAUUGUGAUCUAACAACCGAAUGUGGUGGAUGGCUGGUGUUUCAACGUCGCAUGAAUGGCCAAGUCAAUUUUUAUCGCGUUUGGAAUGAAUACGUGAAUGGAUUCGGAGACUCUGCCGGCGAACAUUGGCUCGGGCUUGAUAUCUUGCAUAAUCUAACUUCAAGUAGAAACUAUGAACUUCGCAUCGACAUGGCCGAUUGGGAUGGAAACAAACGCUAUGCGAAGUAUUCAAACUUCCGAGUAGGAAAUGCUCAAUCAUCUUACACACUCAACGUCAGUGGAUACUCUGGAAAUGCUGGCGAUUCGUUUACUGAGCACAAUGGAUUCAAAUUCAGUACAAAGGACAGGGAUUUUGAUACUAACGAAUUCGGGAAUUGCGCAGUUGCCUACAGAGGUGCUUGGUGGUAUGGUGCUUGUCACAGGUCCAAUCUUAAUGGUCAUUACUUUGUAGGAGGACACCAUGACUCUUAUGGAGAUGGCGUAGAGUGGUUUGCGUGGAAAAACCAUGAAUAUUCAUUGAAAUUCACAGAAAUGAAAAUAAGAAUAAAAGUAUAGGGGUAUGUGAAUGUUCUAUAAACAUUUCAACAUUCAUACAAAAUCUUUUUAUUGUUGUUUAGAAAGAAGCAAAGUUUAUAUUAUUGCUAAAUAUUGUUUCAAAUAUAUAUAUAAAAUACUUUUAUCCAACACGAAGAAAACACAUUUCAAUUUAUUUUCCAUUUAAACUUUCAUCCAGUAAACAAACCCAUAUGUUUGCGAAAUAUUACGAUUUUACUCUGAAAUGAUUUUUUAAAUUUCGCUUUAUCCUUGGUUUUUAUUCAUGUUUUAUUAUGCACGUUAUUUUAUAUCCACAUUAGUGAUUUUAUUAUAAUAAUUAAGUAAAAUAAUAAUACAUGACAUUAGAUUUUAAACUAUUAAUUUCAUCAAUUACACGACGAAUAUUAGUUUUUUCAUUCUAAUUUGACAACGGUAGCGGCAGAAUGUGGUAACAAGACGGUAAUUCGGGAAUGACAUUAUUGAGUUCGGAUAAAAAAAAAUUUUUUUUAAAUUUAUUGUGACAAUGGAUAUAUAUCUGUAUGUAUGCUUUUCAUUUAUUUGUUUUUGGUUGACAAAUCAAUAAAUCUAUCUAUCUAUAAAUAGACGAAAAUAAUUCGUUUUGAACGGAAACAGUCAUUAGAGGCAAUAAUGCUUACUAAGAUGCUUGACACACUUUACUAAUAGUUGGGAUCACACUUGGUGGCAACUACCCUGCGUUUGUUCGCAUGCUCGUAUUUUGCGUGAGGAAGAAUUAUUGUAGCCUUCUCGCUCGUUAUUACUGCUCACUCGCCCAUCGAAAUAAUCGUAGUUCGCCACAUAAUUUAACCAUCAUAUCACCAUUUUCAUCCCCUGGUAUAGAUAUGUAAAUCAUCGCCCUA